This is a messenger RNA of Penaeus vannamei (Pacific white shrimp), 993 nucleotides long. RefSeq lists its product as uncharacterized. The record is from RefSeq and is a predicted model, not a curated record. NCBI's taxonomy places the organism in Eukaryota, Metazoa, Arthropoda, Malacostraca, Decapoda, Penaeidae.
UAAAGCCGCCUCUUGACGUGAUGAAGCAUUACUUCACCAUGAAGCUCUUAAUUUUAACCGCGACCUUUGUUGCCGCAACAUCGGCUGCUCCUCAAGGCUAUCAACUAAGUAGACCUUCAGGACCAAGUUUCUACUCAAGAGGCUGCAGUGCUGGCCAAGUGCUGCAUGUUGACGGUAGAUGUGUCAUUCCACGCGAGAACCGCAAAGUCUUCUUGUACAACGCACCACCCGCACCACCAGCUCCAUACGGUCCUCCACCGUACAUCCCUGAGCCAACCAUUGACACGAAUAUUGUGUUCAUCCACACACCCGAAGAAGGUCCAGGACCAGAACCUAUCGUCAUACCUCCACCACAACAACGAAGCGUCGUCUAUGUCCUGAAUAGACAGACGCCAGAGCAACAGGAUGUGAUUGAAGUCCCAGCACCGCCAGCAACCAGUCCUGAGGUUUACUUCGUGAACUACGCUGACGGCGAGAACCCAGUUCUUCCCAGCGGUGUCGACCUUCAGACUGCCUUGAGUGCAGCUUCUCAAGGCGGCGGUCAAGUGAUUGGAGGAGGUGCCGGUAGUGGAUUCGGAGGCGCUGGAGGAUUCGGAGGUGGCGCUGGAGGUUUCGGAGGCGGUGCUGGGGUUUCGGAGGCGGCGCUGGAGGUUUCGGAGGCGGCGCUAGUGGUUUCGGAGGCGGUGCUGGAGGUUUCGGAGGCGGCGCUAGUGGUUUCGGAGGCGGUGCUGGAGGUUUCGGAAGUGGCGCUGGAGGUGUUGGUGGUUUCGGAGGUAGUGGAGGAGGCGGUCUCGGAGGCAGUGGAGGUGGAUUCAGCGGAGGCUCAAUUUCAUCGCCUUCUAGUCUUUAUACAACUCCUUGAUGAUUUACCCCAUUUCGUUUAAUCCAUAUUCGUUUCUCUUAAACAUGAUGUGUGUAGAAUAAGUGUAAUUUCUAUAGAAUUUCUUAAUAAUCAAAAAUUUUAUAUUCUUUUAAUAAAAAUACAAAUUGAAA